GUGUCAGCGUUCAGCUAUCCCUCGUGUGUUUUCCAAUUCUUGCACUGUUCAGCUGCCUCAAUCUCAGAGGACAUAAUAAUAAUCCACCGCUAUGAGUCGGACCACCUUUUUUGAGGUGAGAGUCCUGGAUGCCAAGACCAAAGAGCUGCUUUGUUUUUUAGACAAGGUGGAGCCCUACUCAACAAUUGGAGACAUCAAGAGUCUCUUUCACAAAUCACACCCUCACUGGUAUCCAGCAAGACAGGCCCUGAAGCUUGAUCCCAAGGAAAAAUCACUCAGAGAUGACGAAGUCUUACAGAGUCUACCUGUUGGGACCACUGCCACCAUGUACUUCAGAGAUCUUGGUCCACAGUUAGGUUGGACCAUGGUGUUUCUGGCAGAGUGUAUUGGGCCCCUUCUCACCUACCUCCUCUUCUAUUUUCGAGUGCCAUACAUUUACUCACACAAAUAUGCCUUCACCUCCAGUCCGCAUCCUGUUGUCGCACUAGCCUGUACCUGUCACACUUUCCACUAUAUGAAGAAAUUGAUAGAGACUAUCUUUGUGCAUCAUUUCUCCCAUGGGACCAUGCCUCUCAGGACAAUAGUCAGGAAUUGUGCCUAUUACUGGGGUUUCUCAGCUUGGUUGGCCUAUUAUAUCAACCACCCUCUUUAUACACCUCCAUCAUAUGGAGAACUACAAGUCAACUAUGCACUGGUGAUAUUUGUGAUAUGUGAACUGGGCAACUUCUCCAUUCACUUGGUUCUUAAUAAUCUCAGAGGAGAACGCAGAAGGUUUCCUAUGCCAACAAAGAACCCCUUCACAUGGCUUUUCUUCUUUGUAUCCUGUCCAAAUUACACAUAUGAGGUUGGAGCUUGGGUAAGCUUUUCCAUCAUGACCCAGUGCCUGCCAGUGGCAUUGUACACAUUACUGGGGUUCAUUCAGAUGACCAUAUGGGCCAAAGGGAAGCACAGAGCCUACAGCAGGGAGUUCAAGGACUACCCCAGCUUCCGGAUGGCCAUCAUCCCCCUAAUUCUCUAAGAACAUGAACUAUUGUAGCCUAUAAUGUGUGUAUAUUCACUCCCCACAAGUGUUUUUCACUAAAACAAAGAUGUCUGCUGUGGCUGAGGCCAGCACUAUGCAAGUUUGUUUGUAUAUCACUGAAGUGAAAUGAGAGCAAUAAUAUUCUGACGAUAUACUAGAGCAUUAAAAAUAGCUUUGGACAUUUUAAUCGUGUGUUAAGUUUCAACUAUAGGUUUUAGUUUCAUACUCGGAGUUUGAUAUGGCUUUUUGUGAAGUUAGCACAGACGGAUACAUCUUCAUUGUAUUCUCCCAGCAUUGUAAAUGGAUGUUUUUUAUAUCCAGGACUUGACUUCAGGUUGGAAAUGGCAUGUAAGCAUUUUCACAGCACUUUUUCAAACCAGUGAGUAGUUCUCGCUGCAAAUUCAGCUUGUUAGCCCACAGGUUGUGUCACCUCUUUUCAAUGAUGAAUGCUUACAGCACCAGAAGUUUUCAGGUUAAGUGAAAGAAAUAAAACAUACUCAAGGUUAUUAUAAAGUGCCUGUGGAAGCAGACUAGAAGACUGGAAUUAAAAAUGUCAUGGCAUAUAUUUGAGAGUGCAAAAUCACUUUUAAGCUCUCAUGGGAAAUGCU
Plectropomus leopardus (leopard coralgrouper) is the source of this 1629-nucleotide messenger RNA. The record is from RefSeq and is a predicted model, not a curated record. Lineage: Eukaryota; Metazoa; Chordata; Actinopteri; Perciformes; Serranidae.